This is a messenger RNA of Ostrinia furnacalis (Asian corn borer), 6994 nucleotides long. RefSeq names its product histone acetyltransferase enoki mushroom (gene enok). Lineage: Eukaryota; Metazoa; Arthropoda; Insecta; Lepidoptera; Crambidae. The coding region runs from base 36 to 6458 and encodes 2140 amino acids. Gene Ontology annotation, biological process: regulation of transcription by RNA polymerase II. The transcript has 9 exons. Gene Ontology annotation, cellular component: MOZ/MORF histone acetyltransferase complex; chromatin; nucleus. Gene Ontology annotation, molecular function: histone H3 acetyltransferase activity; transcription coregulator activity; chromatin binding. The record is from RefSeq and is a predicted model, not a curated record.
CCCCGCCGGGGCCGGCGCGCGCGCCCGAACAGAGAAUGUCCAAGGAGAAACAAAAGUUCUUUAGGUUCUCCGCGUUCAACCUCGUCGAGCGCCGCCGCCGCGACUCCUCCAGCGAGUGGGAGCGCUGGGGCGGCGUGCGCGUCACGCGCGUGCAGCGCCUCGAGCUGCGCCUGCACGAGCGCUCGCGUUCCCCCUCCCCUUCCCCUUCCCCGUCCCCCUCCCCCUCCCCGUCCCCUUCCCCGUCCCCUUCCCCGUCCCCUUCCCCGUCCCCCUCCCCGUCCGCCACGUCGUCCGCCAGCACGUCACCGCCCGCGCUGCCCGCGCCCGACCGCUACUGCACCGUGUUCGAGCGCCUCGCCGCCGACUGCGCGCCCGACGGCGCCUGGGGCUUCGCCGCAGAGGCGCGCAAGCAGCGCCCGACCGCUACUGCACCGUGUUCGAGCGCCUCGCCGCCGAAGCCCGCCGCGCCCGGCCGGCGCCGGCGCAGCCGCUGCGGCGACCGCCUGCUCACGACGCUGUUCGACGGCCUCUCGGAGUUCUACUCGGUGCGCACGGCGUCGCGCUCGCAGUCCCGCGCGCGAGCGCCGCCGCGCGAGACCCGCGAGGAGUCCGAGGAGCGCCAGGUGCUCAAGGAGACGCGGAGCACGUUCCGGCGGUACCAGGCAUCGCUGCGCCGCGACCGAAGCCGCGGCCGAAGCCGGGAGCGCAGCCGAGAGCGCAGCAGAGAGCGGAGCAGAGAGCGCAGUCGGGAGCGCAGCCGGUCGCGGCCGCCGGAGCGCGCGCGGUCCCGCAGCCGGCCGCGGCCGGCGAGGCCCGCGGCGCCAGUGAGACACAUUGAGAGUUGCGAACCCGCGGAGACCGAGGAGGCCGCGGAGAGCGUAGAGGCUUCGGAGCGCGGCGCUCAUAGGGACCCCUGCGUGGGCCCGCGGCUGUCGGCGUCGGCGCUGGUGCGGCGGCUGGCGGCGUGCAAGCGGGCCGGGGCGGGCGAGGACGCCAAACUGUGGCGCGGGCUGCUGGCGAGGCCGGCCACCAAUCAGACGGAGAGCAAGCGGCUGCCGGCCGGCGUCACGGAAGCCGACGCGGAACUCUUCAACCAGGCCAAGGCGGCUGCAAGUACGGCGCCCGAGGUGGACCUACCGCCCGCCACGCCCGCCCGGCCCCCCGGGACCCCUGCCGCGCCCGCCCGGCCCCCCGGGACCCCCGCCCGGCCCCCCGGGACCCCCGGCCCGGGGACCCCCGCCGCCACGCCGGCCCCCCUCCAGGCGGCCCCCCGCUGCCCGUCCGCGAUCGAGUUCGGCCAGUGGGAGAUUGAGACCUGGUACUCUAGCCCCUUCCCGCAGGAGUAUGCCAGGUUACCAAAAUUGUUCCUGUGCGAGUUCUGUCUAAAGUACGCGAAGAGUCGAGCAGUUUUAAUGCGGCAUCUGGACAAGUGUCUCUGGCGGCAUCCACCGGCCACUGAAAUCUACCGCUGUGGGGACAUAUCGGUGUUCGAAGUAGACGGCAACGCCAACAAAAUCUACUGCCAGAACCUCUGUCUCCUCGCCAAGCUGUUCCUCGACCACAAAACGCUCUACUACGACGUCGAACCCUUCCUAUUCUACGUCCUGACAAAGAACGACAGCAAAGGAUGCCACCUGGUCGGAUACUUUUCGAAAGAGAAACACUGCCAGCAGAAGUAUAACGUGUCCUGCAUCAUGACGAUGCCGCAGUACCAGAGACAGGGCUACGGGAGGUUUCUCAUCCAUUUUAGUUAUUUACUGUCAAAAGAAGAGGGACAACCCGGGACCCCAGAAAAACCUCUGUCGGACCUCGGGAGAGUCUCCUACCACGCCUAUUGGAAAUCUGUUAUCCUCGAAUUCCUGCACGAUCACAAGGACAAACACUUCACGUUUGAAGAUAUCGCGCACACGACAGGAAUGCACAUGAACGACAUUGCAGUCACGUUUCAGCUCUUGGGCUUUGUAAGAUAUAUACCUAAUAAUGAUUCUAUGAAAUUAGGACUUUGUAUAGACUGGAAUAGAGUAGAUAAUCAUGUGAAAAGAGUGACCAGUAGACAGCGGUUGGAAAUCGAUCCUGAAUGCUUGAGAUGGACGCCGCUGUUAGCGCCGACCGUAAAUCCGUUCAGAUCUCCCGAGGAGGGCUCUCUUGACCAAGACACAAAUGACGAAACGGAAAUGAAGACGGAGAGCGAAGACACCGCAACGGAGACCGAGACUUUACCUCCCAAACCUGUGGUAAAGACUAAAGAGAAAGUUGAAAAAGAAUCGACGGAAGUACCCGUGGAGGUUACCUCAUCUGGCAGGAGACGAACGAGACCAUUGAAAUAUAGCGAAGCCACGUACCAAACCACGCCCACGCCACUCGAGGGUGGUCGGAAAAGAAAACGUGAUCUCAAUGCUAAGCUCUCGGAAUCUAACGCGGACGAGGACAAGAAAGACGAGGAAACGCCGAGAAGACAGAGAAGUAAAAGCGUUUCAAGAAGAUCGUCUAGAGUCGUCCAGAAUGACGCCAGCGAGGAGCCUAAUGUCGCCAGGAACAGAAGACAAAGUAUUAAAGAGCCUACCUACGCUUCCGACAGCCAGGAGAGUCAGGAAGAUAGCUCGAUUGUUGUUAAAACCCCAGUCUCGAAUCCAGUUAAACCUAAGGCUAAGAGAAAAAUUGCGUAUAAAGGUCGUCAAAGAAAGCGACAAAAAGUUAACAAAUCUCCCAAAGGCAGAACUAGCUCGCCGGUGGCGAAAAAACCGAAGUUGGCGGAGAGUAAAGCGGAAACAAACGAUUACAAAACUGACGAAUCUAUGGAGGAACCCGAGAAAAUGGCCGUUGUCGCAGACGAGGAGCGUCCAGAAUCUCCGAAAGUUCAAAGCAACGAGAAGCCCGAGGAGAAAGCUAAAGAUUCCGAGGCCAGCUCGGAGGACUCGUCGGGCGAAGCUGACGAUGAAAUGGACGUCGAGGAAGGCGAGGACAGGAGAAGCGUUCCCUGUAAGCCCGCCACGCCGCGACACGUCGAGGAGAACAGCACGGAUCAUCACACCAGCGAUAUGGAGCUCGACAGCAUCCAUAUGGCCUCCCCCAAAUCGAUAGAAGAUAAGGACCAAGUCAUUAACGAAACCUCCACUAACGAGGAGUCUCAAAAGGAUGCCCCUGAACCUGAAAACACAACUGACGACGCCGGUGUGGUGAAUAAUGACACCGCCGACGCGAAGUCAGCGCCAAAAGACUUAGAUGAAAAGAAAGUGCCUGAAAUUAGAAACGGCGACAUGAAGUCGCCUACUAAGCCAGUUAUUGAUGAUAAAGAUACAAUAGUUAUUUCGGAAUCCGAUGACAAUAACAGUCAGAGUUGUCCACUGCCAUCGCCCAAACCGAACGUGGUGGCGCCGGUGCCGCAGAGUAAUGAUAAUAAACCCAAAGAGAUAGAAGAAAACGAUAGCCCUUCUAAGGUUAUACCUGUGGUGUCCACCGAGAACGCCCACAUAGUUUUAGAUCCUAAGGUCCAAGAGGAGGUCAACAUUAUUAGAAGUCCGCUAGAAAACAAUACGACCCCUAAAACUCAUCAAAUAGAAACCAUAGUUGUAGAAGGAGAGUCGGAUACGACGAAUUCUCCGUGUAUAUCGCCUAGGAAAAUAGAUAAAUCAGUUAUUAGUGAAUCGCCCAAGCCGAAGAAAUCUCCAGAAACAAUGAAUAUGGACGCUUCGAGCGAGAUAAAAAAGUGCGAAAUGAGAAAAGAAACUGUGAUUCAGCAUCAAACCGUAGACGAAACUAAGACAGAUAAGAAAUCUCCUACUAAAAUAGAAUCUAUCAUACAGAACUUGGAUCCGCAAAGGGAGCUGCCCAUUAAUAUUAAGAAAUUAGAACCGCCCAAGCUAGAUUCGUUCGUAGAUGCGGAUAUUAGGAAUAAGGUUCCGAACCAAAACUCGAUAACGAUAAGCAAGGAGGGCGAGCUUCCCUUUCGGAACGACUUGCUGAACACGAGGAAGGACGAGAUCGUCAUCACGAGGAGCAUAAUCGAGUCGAACAUGCCGUCCUUUCCGACGCCAGUGAGCAACUCGAUGACCAUCCAGCAGAUCAACAGCGCGCAACACUCCUUCCUCAACCACCGCGCCGCCGCCAGCAAGGAGUCGCAGGCCGUGCAGACCGACAAGCCCAUGCUCAAGACCAGCGAGCCUGGCCGCAGCCUUAACAUGGCCGACUCCACUCCCGUGAUCAGCAAGACCACCAAACUAGAAGUGCCUCACCCCAUCACGUCGCCCAUAAUCAACCCCGUGAUACCCAAAGUUCCGAACGUUACAGAUAUAAGUUUUUUACCGCGAUGCCAGAGCGCUAACGCCGCCGUUAACUUAGGAAUGGAGAGAAACGACUUAGAAAAUAGUUUCGCGAGCAGUAGCGCCAUACAGAAUUCGUUGACGGGGUCCAUGAACAUCGUCCAGUCGACGUCCCAGGACAAAAACGAUCCGAAUUUAAAACCUCGAGAGAAGAGCAAACUCCGCGACGUUCGAGUGAACUCGGCGCACAGCAAACUCGAGAAAACGGACAAGAAACCGUCGAAGAACGACACUCCUAGAAGCACGCCGGAGCCGAAGAUGUUUUUUCCGGAGCAAAGUACAAACGCAAGGAAGCCGGAGACGUCCGUUCCUAUAAACGUGAUCAACUCGGUGACCGUCAGCAAGACAGAGGCGAAGACGACCGCCGAGGCGCCGAAGAAGCAGGAUUUUUUUAAGAAAGAUAAGGCCAGCUCCGCCAAGUGUGACUCGAAAACCGCCUCGGUCAAGCACGACAAGAGCUGCACGGCGCAGCUGAAUCUCAAGGCGGACCAGAACGACACCAAUAAAGCCUUGCCCAAGUUCAAAUACGAUAAUGAGCUGAUACCGAAGGCGGACUACUCGAUGAACCAGAUCCCAAACUACCACACCACGCACGCGCAGUACCAGUGGGCGCCGUGGGACGCCGCGCGCCUGCAGGGCACGUGGGACCCCAACCGGUUCCUGGAGAUGAAGAACAGCGACAAGAACUACCUCGACAAGUUUCAGGGCUUCAACCUGCCGCACCUGGAUCCGGUCCAGAAGUCGCCGCAGAAGCUGCACACGAAAUACGACCAGAAGGACUUCCACAACAUCGCGUACGGACCACUAUCCACCGUGUACUCGGGCCUACCUCAUUUUAAAGAAACCAAGGGCCCGGCUAAAUCCGAGUGUUCGCAGAAGAACGAUUGCAAGCCUUCUAAACAAUCGAAAACUACCACCGCGUGUCAAACGCAGUGCGAGCCGAAGAAGUCUCAGUCGCAGAGCUCGGCGGAGGCGCAGAUCAAGCAGAUGAUGCAGCGGCAGGCGAAGCAGCAGGAGCAGACCAACUGCGCGGAGUACCGCCAGCAGUCUCCUCAAGUGAUGACGUCGCCGGGCUGCAAAACUUACACGCAGAACGGGCCGUGCGAGAAGACUGACGUCGAUAAGAAAUCUCGGAAGAAGGACGACACGCCUAAAGAGAAAGAAGAGAUGUGUGAAGCGGCGAGUCCGGCGCUGCAAUCGAUGGGGGUCUACACGCCGGAUUCGACCAGCAAUUCGGUUCAUUCGGUGCAGUAUGGAAAUUGCGAGUUGGACGUGAGCCAGUUGGGGCUGGAGUCGCCGACGAGCAUCGGGUCGGACCUGGCGUCGCCGUGCUCCAUGAUGCACAUGCACCCGGCGCCCAGUCCGCAGUACCCGCACUCGUCCAUCCACAUCCCUUCCAUCAUGACGCAGCCCAACCAGCCGCCCAAGCAGCAGAAGAUCAACAACCGGAAUAGGAACAACGCGGCAAGCAGCAACAGUGGCGGCGCUUUAGCACAGGGUGAGAACAAACUUCGCGGCGCCGCCACGCCACCCGCGCGGCACCGCGCUACGCCACCUGCUCACCAACCUCACGGCGGCGUGGCGAUGGGCGCGGCGAGCGGCGGCGGCGGCGGCUACCAGGGCGGCUACCUGUCCUUCCAGCAGCAGCAGCAGUACCACGGCGGCGGCUGGCCCGCGCCCUCCUGCAGCCUGGCCAAGCUGCAGCAAAUGGCCGAGCACCACCCGCCGCACUCGCAGCAGUACGCGCAGCAGUCAGCCACGCCGCCGAGCGGCGCGACGUCGUCGGCGCACUACCACGCCGCCGCCAAGUACUACGCGCCGCACAACCAGCUCGACUCGCCGCGCAACACACGGAACACCUCCAGCAACCUCAGCCCGAUGCAGCACAUGCAAAUGGCGCCUGGCUCACGCAUGUCGCCGAAUCUCAACACACACAUCAUCAGCCAGUACGGGCUCAACGGGUACCGCGUGCCGCCGCAGCAGCAGUUCAACAACCUGCCCGUGCAGAUGAUGAAUGUGCAGCCAGCACAGUACCCAGCGCCAGACGCGCGCGCGCAACAGCCAAAUGUCUACUACGGGUAUAUCAACCCGCCGCCGCCGCUCGCCAUGCAGCCGCUGAACUCGUCUAUGCGCCGGUAGCGCGACCCCGCCGCGCCCGACGCGCCUGCGGGGCACGCGUGACGCGGCGACCCCGACCGGUCUGUUCUCAGGUCAUCUGGGUGAUCAAAGUGGACCCCGACCGGUCUGUUCUCAGAUCACCCGGGUGAUCAAAGUGGACCCCGACCGGUCUGUUCUCAGAUCACCCGGGUGAUCAAAGUGGACCCCGACCGGUCUGUUCUCAGAUCACCCGGGUGAGAAGUGGAGUCCGAGCGACACGACCCCGAUUGGUCUGUUCUCAGAUCACCCGGGUGAUCAAAGUGGACUCCGAGCGACAGUUUGGUGUCUUUCGACAACCUAUGGACAAGACCUGGGUGAUCAAAGUGAACUUAGAGCGACAAUUUGGUGUCCAUUGAUCACCCAUGGAUAAGAUGACCUGGGUGAUCAAAGUGAACUCCAAGCGAUAAGUUGGUGACCUUUGAUCACUCAUGGAUAAGAUGGCCUGGGUGAUCAAAGUGGACUCCAGUUAAAUUAUUAUUUUAGCUUCCUUUGAUCACCUAUAAAUAAAUCACACCUCU